Hyalella azteca is the source of this 5451-nucleotide messenger RNA. RefSeq lists its product as uncharacterized. NCBI's taxonomy places the organism in Eukaryota, Metazoa, Arthropoda, Malacostraca, Amphipoda, Hyalellidae. The record is from RefSeq and is a predicted model, not a curated record. Bases 159 to 5210 code for a protein of 1683 amino acids. The transcript is spliced from 8 exons.
UUUUUCAUCAUUAUUGAUUUCUGAGCCCUGCUUAUAGGCUUAUGCUCAUUAUAUAUAUACACAAAAUAUGUUUGUACUUUAAGGGACUGGUUUGAGGUUACUGUUGGAUGUAAAUUAAUUCAAAAUUUGUUUUGGUUUCUUGAUUCAACUUGCAUAAAAUGGAUAUCUCUUCAAGAAAACGUUUGAUGCCAACUGAGAAGCAAGUGCAAGAAGCUUUAGCUGAAGAAAUCAGAAAGCAGAGAGUCUCCCGAAUCCAGCAGGUACGUCAGCAAGCCAAUGAGUUGACAGCAUCGCAUCGUCAGGCUGUGGAGCAAGCAAGACAAGAAGAAAUAUCACGUCUGAGGCAAGAUGUCAUAAAGCAGUGGCAGCAACAACAAAACGAAAAGCUUUUGAUACUGCAAAAAGAGCUCGAUGAGGCCAUUAACAGCAUUGGAGAAGCACAUCGAGCUGCACAGGAAAAGGUGGUAGCUGCUGAAGCAGAGGCUGCACACCGGCAGCUACUCCAGCAGCGCGCAGAGGCCCGUGGAGUGAAGGCCCUGCAGGCAGAGCGGUGUCGGCGACAGCAGCUACAGGAUGAGCAUCAGAAACAAGCCAGGCUCCGUACACAGGUGAAGGCGGCCGAACAGCAGCGAGCCCUGCGGGUGGCACGGCUGCCUCUCCCUCCAUCUCUUCAGCCACCGCCACCAAGAGUUGCAGCGCCAGAGCCCCCGCCAGUGCUGGUGCAGGAGGCAGGCACGCUCGUCAUGUCGCACUACCGCCCCAAGCAGCCGCUCGUCUCACGCCAUGCCUGCGUUCCUACCGAAGAGGACAACGCGUGGGCGCGUGCUCAAGCUGAACGUGAGCGUGUGGAGCAACAGAGGGAAGAGAAGCAACGCGAAGAAGCAGAGAAAGAGAGAAGAGUUGCAGAGCGAGGGCGGCUUGCAGAGGAGAAGCAGAAGCUGAUCGAGAUGAGGGAGCGUCUCACCAGACUCAUGAACCGUGAUGAUCUCCAUGCUUUCUACAGGGGAGAAGAUGUUAUUUGCAUCUUGAGUGAAGAAUUCCACACGAACAAUCGACGCGAACAUGAGUCAAUUUCCCAGGACAGGCAUCUAAUAUCGUCUGAGCAACAAGCGCCCAGUGCAGCCUCUUCUGGGCCCCAGAUGUGCGAUAUCACUCAUAUGAACUCAAGGGGAGUUAGUGACGUGGAAAGUGCCACUGGCAUCAGUGGCAUGGAAAGCGCUAGUGGCAUCAGUGGCAUGGAAAGUGUCAGUGGUAUCAGUGGUAUGGAAAGUGCCAAUGGAAUCAGUGGCAUGGAAAGCGCUGGUGGCAUCAGUGGCAUGGAAAGCGCUGGUGGCAUCAAUGGGAUCAUUGUCCCAGAAAACGCCGGCGUCAUAAAUGGCACAGAAAGCUCAGAUUAUUCUGGUGGGACCAGACACACGGGAGGCUCCAGUAGUGAAAAUAAUAACAACGUUGACAACGUCUGUGAGGGUGACAGAGAUGGAUCGAAGGCUGCAACAACUACAAGCGCCACUGCAGGGACUGAAGUGACAUCGAAUGCUGCAGUCGGCUCAUACGAAGAUGGCGGUAGAUCUGGCGACUUGCGGAGCCCUGAAUUUGACGCAAAGGCAGCCCUGCAGCAAGCCGAAGAUCUCAUGGCUAGAGUGCGCGAGAUGAAGUUGCAGCGAGACCUUAUGAUUGCUUGGCCACCUCGCAGCAACACCGCCACAAGUAGUGAUGAAUGUACUAUCGACUCGUCUGGUUCUUGGAGAACAGUUGAAGACAGCCCCAGUGAGGGAGAUCCUGUGAACACUCAUCCUGCGAAGAAAAGCGCAUUGAAGUUUACUGAUCCUCGAAUUAGAGCUGCUCGACAGCAAACCAUCCAAAAUUUACGCGAACCAUCUUUGGAUGAAACGAAUAACGAGAAAACAAAGAAAAGUUUGGCCGAUUCGAGUAGUUUCGAUGAACAGUUUCGCGUUUUAUUAAAAUUUAAUGAAGGCUGUGGGACCGUGAGUGACCUGACAACCACGCCUACCUCUGAACACGUUGAUGAUAAUCUCGAAAAAUCCUUACACUAUAUCGAAGAAAUGAAAAAUUCACUUGGUAUAGAACAUAGUGUUACCUUCGAGAACAGCGAGUCGACGCACUCGUCUUCACUUAUGCAGGACCAAAUAUCCAGAAACUUGCAAUUGCUCAAACGCAAUCGGGAAAAUAUUGACAAGAAGCUUGGGGCUACCAUGCGUGCUCGAAACACUCAAGCAAGGAAAUUUCAGAAUAUCAGAAACAGGAAAAGAGGUGAUAAUGCGGAGCUUCCUCAUCCCACUGAACUAAAGCCCGGUAGCUCGACGUCGGAUUCCAGUGCUCGUGUACCGUUACAUUUACCAGGGCCUUCGUCGAGUGGUAUUCUUCGAACAGAACGUCCUCAUCCAAACCCUUUUUCAGGCACUGGAACUUGCGGGUCACUUGCAAGUGUCGAAGACUCGCCACCAGUUUCAGAGCCUACCAGUGUAUUGUCAGGGAGCGUGUGUUCCGUUACUACUCCGGCACGCAUUUACACAGAGAAGCUUAAAAAUGACGGUAGUGGUGCACGACCACUCAGGAAACGUGACAAGUUUGAACUACAGAAAAAAAUCCUUCUGCAUAAUUAUGUUAAACGUCUACUGGAUACGCACCAAUCCGACUUCGGUGCCUUAUCUUCUACUUCAGUGGAAAGUUCAGGAAUAGACUUGAGUUCAGUGAGAGUGCUUGCUCGGCUUGCAGGAAGAAACGUUAUCGUUGACAGUCAAAGCAGUUCAAGUGACUCGCAUGCCGGUGAUCGAGGUAUAGGAAGAGUUCCAAUAACAGAUGAGGCAGGUUCUCCUGCUCUUCCUCGAGAAGAAACCCAUCAUCUUGGGAGUGAUUUCAUAGAUGAACUGGAUCGCGUACCCUCGAGAUUGAGCGACAUAGAAGAGCUUUCUCGUAGGGACAUUAGUGUCCAGGUACCGAGUGCUCGUUCUUCAUUCCGUGGUCACAAGAAUACUCGUAGCUUGGCAGUGCAAUUUCCGUCUUCUGGCAGUCCCCUUUCUAGUGUGGCUGAUCAGAGAGCUCAUGUUCCUGGUUCUAUCUCCACGUCAGGAACUCCGUCAAUCCAGUUGUCUCAGGAAUUGAAGAAUAUUCACGAGCAAGUUAAUCACGACCAUGUUUCUCUCCCGUCCUCAGUGGAACACAUUUCUGGAUCCCAGACACAUGGCAAUCUAUUUUCUAAUUCAUCUGUGACUCUCCCUAUUUUUCCAUCGUCGUCCACUCCCACGAUGGGUGUGGGAGGUGGUAAAAUAGAAGGUGCAGUGUCCUCCAACGUUUCUCCUAUCGUCGCGGACGAUGCUAUUUCAACCGUUGAUCAAGUUUCAUCAGAUCAGCUUCAUUUCGAUAAUUUAACAGAUCGUCCGCAGUCAUCAUUUGGUGAUGCAGGCUUCCAGCGUCAAGAAGCAACUCGGAAUUACGAUGAUGAUAUCAAGCCUAGCACGAAAUCCGAUAACCCAACUGGCAGGUCGAUACCUCCGGGUAGUCGGGACGUGUCUGCUGCGUCUAAGGAUGUCCCAAAUUGGAGGACGAGUUACGAUUCCAAAGAAUCAUUUGACACCGACAUGCUAAGUUCAAGUGCAAUGGGCUCUGAAGAAUUCAGUGAGUAUAGCAGCGAAGAACUGCAAGUUAGGAAAGAGGUCAUCGAGAAGAAAAAAGCAAUUUAUAUGCGCCUUUUAGAGAUUAACGAACUUAAGCGACAAUACCUCAAGUUACAGCAAGAGAACGAACCUACUCGAAAUGACGUUAUUUCGGAAACUAUGGAACAUGCCGAAAUUCGUACGAGAGAAUACGAAAAUUCAAAGUCUGACGAACCCAGCGCACGAACGAAAUCGGGAGAAUUAGUACAAUUAGGGAGUCAAGCAUCUGAUCGUGACGAUAUGUUAACACAAAAUAACCCGGUGUCUGUUGACUUAUCUUCAGGUGCACAGUCAAUUCCCAAUGAACCUUCGUUUUUUAAUGAACUACAAAAUCGUCUGGAAUGCCUUAACCUUGAACAAGAGCGAUUACGUCAGUGUCUCCGUGAACACUAUACGCAUACGCGAAAAAUUCCCAGUCAGAAAGACGAGGGAACUUCUUCCCAGAGCAUUAAGGCUGUAAAAAGAACAGAAUCGCAUAAGAGUGACAAUAGAAGAAGGGAGCCAUACUAUGAAAUGAAGUCGAGUGCGUCAAGUACUUCGAAGCGUGACCAAUCCGUCCAUCCAGUGUCUCGUCGUGUACCAAAUGUCAGUCCCGAGGAGUCUUCGCGUGAGUGGGCCACAACUGAGGACUCGCUAGAAUUAGCUACGUUGAGUAAAGAAACUUCAGCAGAAAGUCACCAGCUACAACAUUCCUCGCCGGCAAGGUUUGGAUCUUGUUUGAAGGAGAAAGUUGCUGGGGAGUCGGUGUCUAAUUUUACGUCAACUGAGAUGUCCGAAGGUCUCAUCUCAUCCUCGUCAGCGUUUCAUCAUAGUCGGCUAAUACCUGAACUGACACAAGCAUCGUCCAUGAGUAAUGCCGCUGAUGCGUCUAUUGAAGAAGGUCUUUUAUCAAACUCAAAACUAUCGGCUUCUUGCGACUUCGAUGAUUCAAAGCUUGCUGUAAACAAAUCGGCUCCUAUUAAUGAAAGUUCUAGGUCAGUUAAUAACGAGUCUUUCAGAAAACUUAUGGAAAUUGUCGAUCUUAGGAAAUUGACUGGCUUAAGUAAGCAUCCGCUGAUUUCUAGAAACGAGUCUCCCGUUGCAGAAAUUUCAUCAAACAUUACACCAGACCACACUGAUGGGAGCGUCCCCUUGCUCGACCAUGUCACCGAGAGCGCGUCGUCCGUGAAUGAAACAUCAGACAUCGAGUGCUACGAUGCGGACCAGUCGAGCCGAGCAACGAGCAGCGUUCACUCUGAGAAUGACGCUGUGCCCGUUAGGUUACUGCUGCAGCAGAAGAGAUUGGAGGAGUCGCUACGUUCCGCCAGUGCCUCUGCCGCCACCAGCGGUGCGGGUACAACACACUCGUCCAGUAGUGACGCUCUCGGGGCAGAGCUUACUUCGAGGUCAGCAUUGCAGGCUCUUGUGGAAGGCGGCUCAUCAUCGUCGUCUGAUUUAGAGGAACUUCUGAAGAAGUUUGGCUGGGCAAGAGGAAUGCUAAACAAAAUGAAUAGGAUUGAUCUGGGAUAUUCUUCCUCUACUUCUGCUGAUUCCUGACGAACUGUGUGGACUUUUUAAUUUAGUAGAAAGUUCUGAAGUUAAAAGAAUCGCCUGAUAAGCAUCACCACCGAAGUGUUUCUUAGAGGACAGUGUUCACAAUUGUGCCUUAAAGAACUCAAUGCAAAAUCUCGUAAGUACUAUUGAGUUAUAAGAUUGUAAUCUGUGUUGACUCAGUCUGAGUGCAAUUGUAAAAUAUCGUGGCUUUUGAGCAGAGCAUAGUAAUAAUAAUCGUUGAUCA